Messenger RNA from Musa acuminata subsp. malaccensis (wild Malaysian banana), 1214 nucleotides. RefSeq names its product cationic peroxidase SPC4-like. NCBI's taxonomy places the organism in Eukaryota, Viridiplantae, Streptophyta, Magnoliopsida, Zingiberales, Musaceae. Gene Ontology annotation, biological process: hydrogen peroxide catabolic process; response to oxidative stress. Gene Ontology annotation, molecular function: peroxidase activity; heme binding. The record is from RefSeq and is a predicted model, not a curated record.
AUGUGGAAGGAGGCCUGUGCCCGGAACAAGCCUCUUCGACACUGUGCUUUUUACCUUGCUUGCCCGUCCAUCCAUCCAUGGCUUCUCCGGUACCGUCGUCUGUGCUUCUGCUUCUGCUCUCCUGCAUUGCCUUCUUCUCUGCUUCCUCACAAGCUUAUGAGUACCCUCCCAUCGUGAGUGGCCUCUCCUUCGACUUCUACAAGUCCACCUGCCCCAACGUGGAGCCCCUCGUCAGGAACUACCUGGCGCAGCUCUUCAAGAAGGACAUUGGCCUCGCCGCUGCCCUCCUCCGCGUUCACUUCCAUGACUGUUUCGUCCAGGGCUGCGAUGGUUCGAUUCUGUUGGAUGGGUCGGCAGGCGGACCGAGCGAGAAGAACGCGCCGCCCAACUUGACGCUUCGGCCGGCCGCCUUCAAGGCCAUCAACGACCUCCGGACACUCAUCUCCAAGGCUUGCGGACAGGUCGUCUCUUGCUCCGACAUCUCCGCCCUGGCCGCCCGCGACUCGGUCUUCUUGUCCGGCGGCCCCGACUACAGGGUUCCACUGGGCCGGCGAGAUGGCCUGAGCUUCGCGACCCGGGAUGCCGUCCUCAGCUUCCUCCCCUCGCCUACAUCCGACGUCACCACCCUCAUCAACGCCCUCGCCAAGCUCAAACUCGACACCACCGACCUCGUCACCCUCUCCGGCGGCCACACCAUCGGUAUCGGCCACUGCACCUCCUUCCAGAACCGGCUCUUCCCCUCCCAGGACUCCACCCUGGAGCCGACCUUCGCCAAGAACCUCUACCGGACCUGCCCGGUCAAAGACACAACCAACACCACCGUCAACGACAUCCGGACGCCCAAUACCUUCGACAACAAGUACUACGUCGAUCUCGUAAGCAAGCAGGGCCUCUUCACCUCCGACCAGGGCCUGUUCGGCGACUCCAGGACCAAGCCCCUCGUCACCAGCUUUGCCGCCAACCAGCCCUUGUUCUUCGGCAAGUUUGUGUACUCCAUGACCAAGAUGGGCCAGCUGAGCGUGUUGACUGGCAAGCAAGGUGAGAUCAGGAAGAACUGCUCGGCGCUCAACUCGGGCAAGAAGGUCUUGUGGUCUGUGGUCGAUGGUGAGGGUGAUGGCAGCGAGGUGUUCUGAAGCAAACGUUGUAUGCAGCUUGCACAAUAAAUGGUCGAUAGAUUGGGACAUGGAUGUGUUUCCAAGACAUCAUCACUCUCC